AUGAGCCACACCGACGAGCCCGACGAAGGGCCAUCGCGCGCAUCCCGAGAUCCUGAUUUCAAUUCCUCGACCACAGACCAACACGAAAUGGCAUCGCCCACUCCCGUCCACACCGCAGGGUACCGACCCGAAUACAUGACUGUGGGCACUGGAUCACAGCCAUCUCAUGCUGCAGCUCUUAUGGAACAACUUGAACGAGAUUCCGGCUACGGCAGUAUGGCAAAUGACGUCCAACAGGCCGGUGGCGAGAUGCGCGCAUGGGAGGACGAAUUUCUCAGAGACAGACCAACGCCUGCCCAUACUCCCCAAAUCAACGGACAACCUGCAAGAAUGUCAGAAACAGAGAAACGAUCUCUUGCUAGCCAUGUACAUCAACUCUAUUACAAUCAAAAUCGCGUCGCUCUCGCGAAGGCGAUCUCGCAAACCGUCGAACUGUUGAAACAAUUACAGGAGAUGAAUGCCCAAUGGCCUGCACACUACCCUUCUGUCCAGAAAGAUGAUAGAGAAAGUCAAUCUGUCAGACCGAUCCUGCGAGAAGUCCAGUCGACAAGGCAAGCGGCGGAUCUGUCACGCCAGAUGUUUCUUAAAAAGGCGGCGCAAGAUCGGCCAGGAGUGUUAAGAAGAGCUGGAACUUCACUUGGAGAAGAUGCGACAGGAGAGUCAAGCUCACAAGCACAGCACAGGCAGACACCCGAACCACGACUUAUCACGCCACAAAUCGCACAGGAGUUUUCCAUCCUGAAGCUCGAUCUCAAAGUUGGCGCACUGUCUCAAACGGAACUCGUUCAUUCUCUGGAGAAGAAGUCGAUUGCGUCACUGCUGGAUGGGAAAAUAAGCCAGAGCGUCCGGCACCUGCUGGCGCUUCGGGACCGAAUAGAGGAUACCUCGAGCAAAGUCCUGGUCACUGGUGAUCUAAAUGCAGGAAAGUCCACGUUCUGUAACGCCCUGUUGCGCCGCAAGAUUCUGCCUGAGGAUCAGCAGCCCUGUACCAGUAUUUUCUGUGAAGUACUGGACGCAAAAGAGAAUGGCGGCAUCGAAGAAGUCCAUGCUGUUCACAAAGAUACGGUUUAUGACCGAAAUGAUGAAAGUACCUACGACUCUUAUUCCUUACAAGAGCUGGAGAAGAUAGUCAUUGACAACGACCGAUAUAUGCAGUGCAAGGUCUAUGUCAAGGAUAUCAGGACGAUUGACCAGUCGUUGCUGAAUAACGGCGUCGUCGACAUCGCGCUGAUUGAUGCUCCUGGCCUGAACUCGGACUCAGUCAAGACCACGGCUGUCUUCGCCCGGCAAGAGGAAAUUGACGUGGUUGUCUUCGUGGUCUCAGCAGCAAAUCACUUUACCUUGUCUGCCAAGGAGUUCAUUUGGCAAGCCGCGCAUGAGAAAGCGUACAUCUUUAUGGUCGUCAACGGUUUUGACAACAUCCGCGAUAAAGAACGAUGCCAAAAGAUGAUCCUGGACCAGUUGGCCAAAUUGAGCCCCCAGACAUUUAAGGAGGCCGAGGAACUGGUCCAUUUUGUGUCUAGUAACGCCAUUCCCAUGAUACCUUCACUCCUCAACGAUGGAGCUGCCAGUGGUGGCAGUGGCGGGGGCGGUGGGUCAGAUCCUUCCGAUGGAAACGAUGACGACGAUGAUUCAGACAAAGGCAAAGGGAAGGAUAAGGAAAAAAUCCGAGAUUUCGAGGUCUUGGAGAGUGCGCUCCGGCGGUUUGUGUUGGAGAAGAGAGCACGCUCGAAACUUGCUCCCGCAAAGACCUAUCUGAUGAACUGCUUAGGUGACAUGAAUGUUCUCGCUACAGUGAACCGUGACGUCGCGCAAUCAGAGCUGGACCGGGUAUCCAAAGAACUUUCGGAGAUAGAGCCGGAAUUUGAAGAGAAGCAGAAACACCGUGUCACAGUUUCAGAACAAGUCGAAAAAGAUAUUGACUCUACGUCCACCGAGGUGUACAACCAUACUCGAUCGACUUUGACCAACACCAUUGCCAAUAUCGGCAAUCACAAUCACGGCGUCGAAUACCCUGGGAUAUUCUCUGCAUUCCAAUACGCGGAAGACUUGCGCAUAGCAAUGCUUGAUCAAAUUUCUGCCGCGGUUACCAGUUGCGAGAAUUACGGUCGAGCGAGGACUGUGCAGGGCGUCAACACCAUCAAGUCCCUUGGCUUGUUGCAUGUCGGUAACAGUUACGAGAACCUCAACUUCGCAGCAGACAAAAUGUUCCAGCGCCGCAAGGAUGCACUGGUACGGUCUGUGGACACGGACGUGGAUAUCUGGGACUUUUUCGACGUUGCUGGACUUUGGGAGCGACAGGAGAAGACCGUUGGUACCGGGCUUGCGCUCACCGUUGCUGGGACACUAGGCACCAGGGCAGUUGGUGGUGUUGGUUGGAUUGAUGGUGCAUUCGGCGCGGCUAAAAUCCUUGGGAGUCGGAAUCUGAGGAGAUUGAUUGUACCAGGCGCUGUUGCUGCUGUAAUUUUGGCGGUGAGCUACAUUCUCUCCGCCAUCCCGCAAAGCUUACCACCACGUCUUGCACAAAAACUCUCAGCCACUCUCGCCCAGAUGGAUUACACGCACAGCAAUGCCCACCGGAUAGCCUCCGAAGUCCGUCGCGUGCUUCGCUUUCCAGCUCAACAGUUAACAGCAGAUCUCGCCCAGAAUGUGGAAGAACUAAGACAAAGAAAAGAAGACGUGACAAAGACGAAGAAAGAGAGUGAGGUUGCACGGAAAUACUUUGGGAAUCUUGUGCGGGAAAGCGACGAGACGAGGAGGCGAGUGGCAGGGAUUGAUCUCGAAGGAGGUCCCCCUGGAGCAGUCGGUGGUUAUGUUUUGUAG
Messenger RNA from Fonsecaea nubica, 2823 nucleotides. RefSeq lists its product as hypothetical. Gene Ontology annotation, molecular function: GTP binding; GTPase activity. Gene Ontology annotation, cellular component: mitochondrial outer membrane. The record is from RefSeq and is a predicted model, not a curated record. NCBI's taxonomy places the organism in Eukaryota, Fungi, Ascomycota, Eurotiomycetes, Chaetothyriales, Herpotrichiellaceae. Gene Ontology annotation, biological process: mitochondrial fusion. Bases 1 to 2823 code for a protein of 940 amino acids. The transcript is spliced from 2 exons.